UGUGAGGUUACUGGCAGCCAGUAGCUUCCCAGCUAGCAUGUAACCGACGACGCCAUUUCAUAACUUGGGUCCUGUGGAUGUUGGGUUGCGACUGAGUAAAAGACAGCGCCUGUGCUUUUAAACGCCCAGCCCUCUGCCCCGUUGCCGCUAACGCAGAACCAAAAACGCGCCGGCGGCACCAUGGUGAAGAUAUUCAUCGGCAACCUGUCCCAGGACACCACGGCGGAGGAGCUGCGCUCUCUCUUCUCCCAGUACGGCAAGAUCUCCGAGUGCGACAUCGUCAAGAACUUCGGCUUCGUGCACAUGGACGACAAGGCGGAGGCCGAGGAGGCCAUCCGCAACCUGCACCACUACGAGCUCAACGGCCUGGCCAUGAACGUGGAGCUCAGCCGCAGCAAGUCCAAGGCCUCCACCAAGCUCCACGUGGGCAACAUCAACAGCAGCUGCACCAACCAGGAGCUGCGGGCCAAGUUCGAGGAGUACGGGCCGGUGGUGGAGUGCGACAUCGUCAAGGACUACGCCUUUGUGCACAUGGAGCGCGUGGAGGACGCGAUGGAGGCCAUCAGCGGCCUGGAUAAUACGGCCUUCCAAGGCAAACUGAUGAGCGUGAAGCUUUCGACUAGCCGCCUGCGUACCGCUCCGGGGAUGGGAGAGAGAACGGGGUGUUAUCGGUGCGGGCAGGAGGGCCACUGGUCCAAAGAGUGCCCGCUGGACCAGAACGGAUCGUACGGAGAGGGUCCCAUGGGCCCGGGCGCCAACGGAUUCGGGCCCUCCAGGUUCGGCGGCGGUAGUCGCGGCCGCGGUUUCCCGCGGGGCUUCUCUGGGGACCCAGGCUUCGCUAGCGGCUACGCCCCCGUCCAGGCCCUCGGCAGGGGGGCCGGCUACGGCGGGCCGGGGUACGGCAGGGGCGUGGGGUUCGAGGGCGCGGUGACUUACGGGGUGCCCCCGGGCUACGGCCUGGCGGCGGAGCAUAGCAUGGCCCGCGCGUACGGGGGCGAGGCGGCUUUCGGGAGCGGAGGCGCGGCGAGCUACGGGGCGGUACCAGCCUACCCGGCGCGGCGUUCGGCCUACGACGAGCGGGACCCGUACGGCGUGGUGGACUUCUACGAGAAGUACCGGGCGCGCCCCUACGCCACCGGUUAUUUCGACGAUCGGCGCACCGUCCCCCUGCCCCCGCCGCCUCCUCCUCCGUCCACGUCGGCGAUCAUGAGGGAGCGUCUGUCGUCCGCCGCCGCUCUCGACCCUUACGAGCGGCGACCCCUCCCUCCUCCCCCGCCGACCCCCGGCCCGUCGUACUACCCCCGGGACCGGAGCCCCAUACGGCGAAUCCCGGCCGAGGGGGAGGGGUACUCGUACGAGCGCUCGCGUCUCUCCCCGGUGUCCUCCCUCUCCAGGAGCUCCACGUACGACAUGUCGCGGGCCAGGGACCCCUACGCCGACCGGGCACGCUACGGUUACUAACACACCCCCCUUCCACUCUGCCAGGUGAGCCUGCGACAGGACCUCUGACGGGUGAGGGGGUGCACUCCUGAUUUAGCUCGCAAGGAGUUAGCACUUGACUUCGCCAGAUAAGCUAAUGACCUUCAAACCAUUGAGGUCAGAUCCCCCGUUAUUCAAUUGCCAUUGAUGGUCUUUCAUAUAAUUUGAACUCUUUGGGUAAUUCAGAUAGCCUGUUGAUCAUUGGAGCUCAAAGAUCGGUUAGAUCUCAAAUAACGUAAAUAAUUCAGGAAUGUAACAGUCGAGCAUGACCUUCGGGUAGCGCUGGAUAAGCGCCCUGUAGCUACUCAUCAAACGCAUGCCAGUUGUCGUCAAUGACAGGUGUGCUUCUCAGAUGAUAGCGGCUAGCGUGUAGAAUAUAAAUAGUCACUGGCUUGCAGGCAAGUCCCAGGAGUGCAGUCUCUUCAGCUGCUAUAUUUUAAAUGUGGGUGGAUUAGCGGUUACUAACGAAAAGUUGGGGAAACGAAUGGGAGAAGUAAUUGGAGCGAUAAAGAAAUAGAGUAUUGUAUCGCAGGCUUUGAGAAAGAGGAUGGAUGCAUGGCACUUCUAGCCGGGGUCUGCGCUGGACGCUGAAAAUGAUGAUGUUGUCUCUUUACAGGUUGCACCGCCACCGUGUUCCUCACAAGCGCGCGCUCAGUCGAGAUCUCGUUUCGGCUCGCCGCGUUUCGCCGUCCACGCGGUCGGGAGACAGCGGUAUCGCGGAUGCAGUGUUAUUAGAACAACAUCUUGUCUCAACGUGCAUCAGCUGAACGCCAAUUUUUAUUUUUGGUUUUGUCUUGAUCUUCCAAAAUGUGGCAGGGUUGCAUGAUUAUUUUUUGCCGUUUUAUAUUUUUUGACUUUUUAAAUUGUGAGUGCAGAUGUUUUAUUAUCACUUCAGUAUUUGAAAAGGGUUUUGGUGAAGACAGCUUUAUUGUCAGUGUUCAAUUUUCCUUAGCGCGGUUUCCCCCAGCGUGUCAUCAGCCUGUCCCUGUUUGUUGUUCCAGAUGGAAAUUUCCUUGCUCACGGCGAUGUAACGAUGCUUUCUUGGAUAAAGUCCAAUGUCUUUUUUUAUUGUGUAUGCAAAGUUCCUUGCAGGACUUAAUAAUUCAGAACUAAAAGCACACACGUCCAUUAAUAAGCAUGUGUAAAUAGAAAACCUGUUAAGAAUUCAGAAAGAAUUGAUACACUGGAAUUCUAAUAAUUUUUUUAUGAGGAGAUUUGUUUGUCUAGUGCUGCUGUGGGGGAGAAAAAUUGUAACCUUUUAAGUGGUACUAAGUGGUAUUGUACCAUGUUUUCUAAAAAAAACCCAAAAAAAACAGCAUUUGGUUGCUGUACAGGCAGUAUUUGAAAUGUGCAUAAUUCUAGCUUGACUUUAUCAAGGCAAAGUUUUCACAUACAUUUAAUAAGUUUCAGAUGACUAAAGUUGGAUGAUAGAGCUCAUGUUUGAGACAUUGGUCUUUUAGUGAUUUAAAAGCUGAAACAAUGCAGUCAUAAUUUUGCUCCAAUACGGAAAAUUUGUCUUCACAACAAUUGUGUUAGUGAAUGGUAUACAUUAGCCAAACCUGUUGACAAGUAACUGGCGUACAAGUAUGUUGUCUGACCAAACUAAUGAUGUUGCUUGCUCAGCAAAACAAAGAUUGACUGACUGUUGCUCUUGCAGGUGAUGUAAAUAUCGAAGCAAAAUUCACCCGAUAUUUCCCAUACCCUGUUCUGUUUUCAAGUACGCAAUUAAGUUGCCUAUUUGAGAACAACAUACCUAUAUCAUGAGUAGUAUUUCUGUAAGUCUCUCUCUCUUCAAUAAAACAAUUGUCUACAGUGACUGGA
Molecule: messenger RNA, 3300 nt
Organism: Conger conger (European conger)
Lineage: Eukaryota; Metazoa; Chordata; Actinopteri; Anguilliformes; Congridae
Product: RNA-binding protein 4.1-like
Exons: 3
Coding region: 181-1461 (426 amino acids)
Cellular component (GO): cytosol
Molecular function (GO): mRNA binding; zinc ion binding
Source: RefSeq, a predicted model, not a curated record